Messenger RNA from Corapipo altera (White-ruffed manakin), 1582 nucleotides. Its product is annotated as transmembrane protein 121-like. Lineage: Eukaryota; Metazoa; Chordata; Aves; Passeriformes; Pipridae. Bases 69 to 1004 code for a protein of 311 amino acids. The record is from RefSeq and is a predicted model, not a curated record. The transcript has 2 exons.
CGGGCGAUGCCGCGCCGGGCCCGGGGCCGCCGCCGCCGCUGCCCUGCGCCCCGGGGAGCCGCCCGAGGAUGGUUCCCCCACCACCUGUCAGCAAGCCCCACGUGUGCCUCUCCACUGUGCUCAUCAUGACCAGCCUCGUCCUCAUGGAUGCCUACCUGGUGGAGCAGAGCCAGGGCUCCAGGAAGUUGGGCAUCUGUGUCAUGGUGGCAGUGGGUGACUUGUGCUUCCUGCUGGUCCUCCGCUAUGUGGCCAUCUGGGUCGGGGCAGAGGUAAAGACAGCUAAGCGGGGCUAUGCCAUGAUCCUCUGGUUCCUGUAUGUCUUCGUUCUGGAGAUCAAAGUCUACUUUGUGUACCAGAAUUAUAAAGCUGACCGGAAAAGCUUGGACCUCAUAGCUCGUAAAGCAUUGACCUUGCUGCUCUCCAUCUGCAUCCCAGCCCUCUAUGUGUUGUUGGUGGCCACAGAGCAUAUGGAGUAUGUCAGAACAUUCAAGAAGAAGGAAGAUCUACGCAACCGCCUCUUCUGGGUCAUUGUGGACAUGCUGGAUGUGCUGGACAUCCAGGCCAACCUGUGGGAGCCACAGAAGAAGGGGCUGCCGCUCUGGGCUGAGGGCAUCAUGUUCUUCUACUGCUACAUCUUGCUCCUGGUCCUCCCGUGCGUGUCCCUGUGUGAGAUCAGCAUGCAGGGCAUUGGCAUCGUGCCACACCGGAUGAUGCUGUACCCCAUGCUGAGCAUGCUCACUGUAAACAUCACCACCAUAUUCAUCCGAGGCAGCAACAUGGUCUUCUUCAGGGAUGCCCGGGUCUCCAGCAUCUUCAUGGGCAAAAACAUGCUUGCCAUUGGGAUGAAGGUCUGUAUGUUUGUGCAGUACCAGCGGCACCAGCACCACACACCUUCGGGGCCAGACCUACAGCACAGUGACCCAGCCCAACUGCCCACAGUAGGGUUGCGCAAGUCCCGGGACCAGCCUGCCUGCCCCGAGGAGCUGGCCCGGGACAACACGUGACAAGCCAGCAGGAGCUACAGCCUGGGCACCACCAUGCCUGGCAGUACCUACAAACCAGAGGCCGCUGAGCUCCCCACCUGGACAGAGGGCAACGACCCUGCUCCCUCCCUCCCUGGGCGAAGCUGCUCAGGGCCCCGAGGGUCACAUGGUGAGGGCCCCCUGUAGUGGCCUCCAUAAGGCUGCAGAGACCUCAGCACCCCACCAAGUAAACAGGCAGCAGCGUAGAGGAGGAGGCCAGGGUUGCCUGCCAGGUGUUGUGUCUGGGUGGGGCCAGGCAGCCCUAUCUUGUGCCAGGCUCCCCCACCAGUGCUCCCCAUACAGCACUGCACUCUGGCCAGGCAGGGCACCACACAGGGACACAGCAGGUCACCUGCUUUACUGUUGUGGAUGGCCCUGGCUCCAGUGUGGUCCUUGGCAGCAACCUGCUCCCCACUGUGUAAGCCAAGGCCCCCAUGCAGGAGGAGCAACGCCUGGGCCUUCCCCUCUCAGCCAGCUGCAGGCCUGGGGGGACCCAGAAAGGGGUGACUGUCCUUUUUUGUAUUAUCUCCCUCUUUGCAAUAAAAGACCUGAGCCCUGCA